Sugiyamaella lignohabitans is the source of this 3138-nucleotide messenger RNA. RefSeq names its product 1-phosphatidylinositol 4-kinase (gene PIK1). Gene Ontology annotation, molecular function: 1-phosphatidylinositol 4-kinase activity. Gene Ontology annotation, biological process: phosphatidylinositol-mediated signaling; phosphatidylinositol phosphate biosynthetic process. The transcript has a single exon. The coding region runs from base 1 to 3138 and encodes 1045 amino acids. Lineage: Eukaryota; Fungi; Ascomycota; Dipodascomycetes; Dipodascales; Trichomonascaceae. Gene Ontology annotation, cellular component: membrane; cytoplasm. The record is from RefSeq and is a predicted model, not a curated record.
AUGGGCGGUGGUAGGCCCAGCCGGACGGAGAAUGGAUCAGAUUCAAUAUCCAACAGCCAAUCUGGAAUCGGUUCUGGUUCGGUUACCAGAACAGGGUCUGGAUCUGGUCUUGGAACUGGCUCAGCUCUAGGAUCAAUCAUUGGGUCUGCUAUUGGGUCCAAAUCGAGAUCCGUUUCAAAUAGCAGUAGCAUUGGACCAGGGUCUGGUGGAGGAUAUUCUCUUCUGCUGAGGUUUAUCGAAUCUUCACAUUUCUCACUCUUUUUAUGUGUAUCGUAUCUGGAGCGAUAUGCUGAUAAUUUGGGAAUUCAUUAUCAUUUGUGUAACAAAAUUCGAACCUACCCACCGGCAGAAGUCGAGUUUUUCCUUCCUCAGCUAGUACAAUUGCAUGUUACAGUUGAGACAGAGUCUAUGGCUCUAGAAGAUCUAUUGAUAGAGCUUUGUGAUGAUUCUACUCAUUGUACGUUACUGGUGUUUUGGCAGUUACAAGCACAUCUUACUGAGUCGUCUACAGAACCAGAAUCAUAUGGGUUCCAGGUCUGCAAGAGAUUGUAUAAUAAACUUCAAUAUUUAUUAUUUAAUGUUGGUUCGGCUCCUAGUCACAAGUUACGGGAAAAUACUGGUCCAGCAAUUAUUCUUGCUUCAUUAUUUGCAUCUGGAGUUGGCAUGCCUGCUGCUCCGGGAUUCAUCAAACCCUUAAUGGUAUCACAGGGUCGGAAACAGAGAACUCAUAUCUUUCAUAUUGCAACCAAGCUUUUACGGAGCAAGUCUACAUCGAACGUAACAGCCACUGACAACUCUAAGAAAUCGGAAUCUGAAGAUGCUAAUUCUGGUCCUCCUGUUAUGAGAAGAGUAAGAACUGCCAGUACUGUAACCGUCAGUACUACGGGAUCCACAAGUAGAGUCGCAUCUGUUUCAUCGGUCGCAUCUGUUCGAACAUCUACAACUACUGUGCCUGCUAUAACCGAUGCUGAAGCUGACAGCAGCAUCGUAUCAGAAGCAGGUGCUACUGGAAAUGCGUCAUCGCUCAAUGUUUCACGUACAGCUGGACCCGCUCUUAAAUCGCAACGGUCUACGAGACUGAUCAAGGACGACGUCUAUCUACGAGGAAAGACCGAGGCAUUAUCAUUACCAGAUCUAUCAUCGUCUAGUUAUCGUAACAGAGCUAACUCAGACGCGUCUCCACCUCUGUCGCCUGUGAUUGUUGGCCGUCGAGUGACUUCGAAUCCUACUAGUCAGGUUCCUCGACAAGAGCUGGUUCGACAAUUGAAAACCAAUUACUUCCGCUGUGAGACACAGUUUGUAUAUGCAUUGCAGUCUAUUUCCACGCGACUUUUGCAAGUUCCAAAACAGGCACGACUAGCAGCUCUUCGCGUCGAGCUUGCUCUUAUAAAUAGAGACCUUCCAGCUGAAGUUGAUAUUCCUCUGCUACUUCCGACCCGCACCAACGGACCUAAUCCAACCCAGAAUAGAAUAGUUCGCAUAUCCCCAGCCGAAGCUACAGUACUAAAUUCAGCUGAAAAAGUCCCCUUCCUAAUGUUAAUUGAGUUUCUUCGCGAUGAUGUCGAUUUCAACCCGGACAGCGAGAAAAAUAAGCAUCUGUUAUCGAAUAAAACUGACAGGAGGUAUAUUUUCGACAUGGCGUAUCUCCAUGACCAACGUAAAAAAGAACGUGGUAUUGCUGGUGAUGCAUCCACAGAAAUUGCAGAUGAUGAAGAUGAUGAUGUCGACUAUAAUGAAUUAAAUGGUAACGAUGAACUAAUUCCACCAACAGAAGAACGAGAUGUUGGCGAUAUGUCCAUGGUCGGUCUAUACUACGAGGGACACAGUGGUCAACCAGAUGCUCUAACGGCUUCUAUAUCUGCCUUACCGUUCCACGCUAGCCACAACGACUCUUCAUCUUCACCACGGGCGUCUAAUUUAUCAUUCUCUUCAUCCUAUGUGAGCCCAGCUUCAAGCUCCUCAAACAAUAAUAAUAUUGACAUCACCGAUCUUGCAACACAUAUGCGAACAGCAGCCAUCAUGUUAACCCAGUUGGAUGGAGCUAAUGGUUCAAAACUUCCCAGAGACGAGAUAGCGUCUAUCAAAGCUAAGAUCAUUGCCAAUAUGCAAAGCAUGGAAGACCAUACCAUGAAUCCAACAACCAUUUUCAAGGGAGAAGCGGGUGAGCGAAAGCUGGAGAACGACUUGAAAACAGCCGGUAUUGGUGCGAGCGAUGAUCCCAGCGCUGCUAAUCUAGGAGAAGACUGGACUCUGCGUAAAGAGAGGAUCAGACGAACCUCGCCAUAUGGUCACCUGCCCAACUGGGACCUGUUUUCCGUGAUUGCAAAGACCGGAUUUGAUCUUAGACAAGAAGCAUUUGCAUGCCAGCUGAUUGAGGCAAGCAAUAAAAUAUGGGCAGAUAGCGGCGUGUCUGUGUGGGUGAAGAAGAUGCGAAUUCUGAUUACUAGUGAGUCGACUGGUCUUGUAGAAACAAUUACCAACGGGUUGAGUAUCCAUUCAAUUAAGAAAGCUCUCACCAAUGCAUCUAUUGCUAAUGGAACCAAUCCCAAGGGUACUAUUGCAUCGCUUUCAGAACAUUUUGAAAAGAAGUUUGGUGCCCGAGGCUCCGAUACACACAACGAAGCAUUAUCAUGUUUUGCCAAAAGUUUAGCUCCAUACUCGAUCCUGUCGUACAUUCUACAAAUCAAAGAUAGGCACAAUGGUAACAUUCUUCUCGACAAUUAUGGUCACAUCAUCCACAUUGACUUUGGAUUUCUACUAUCGAACUCACCGGGACAAUUUGGAUUCGAGGCUGCUCCAUUUAAGCUGACCCAAGAAUAUGUUGACCUCAUGGGCGGUGUAGACUCGGAAUACUUUCAGCAGUUCCGAUAUCUUCUGAAACAGACAUUCAAGACGCUCAGAAAACACGCAGAAUCAAUAAUAAUCCUGGUGGAAAUGAUGUCGCGGGAUUCCAACCUGCCAUGCUUCUCGUCAGGACCGGCGACCUCGCUGCAGCUGCGGCAGCGAUUUCAACUACACCUGAGUGACACGGAAGUCGACCAGUUCGUAGACAACGUGCUCAUCCAAAAAAGUCUCGGCAGCAUCUACACCAGACUGUACGACCAGUUCCAGCUGCUCACCCAAGGUAUAUAUAGUUGA